AUGUUUAACUUCUUGAAUGCUUCAAUGAUCACGUCUUUGCUGAUUGUUGUGAUCGGCUCUUUAUUCCUUUACUACCUCCACGCAAAGAUCUCGGAGCGAGUCCUAAACAACUUCCAAGCCAGCGAAACAUGGAUCCCAGAGAAUGAGCUAGUCCUUUUGACCGGGGGCAGUGGUGGCAUUGGCAGACAGAUAAUGCAAGACCUUUCUCGCAUGAGAGUACGCGUUGUGAUCAUCGACAUCAACCACCCUACCUUUGACCUUCCCGAAAACGUCACAUUCCAUCAAACAGAUAUAACCUCAGCUCAAUCUCUUUCCGAAACGGGCGCUGCUAUUCGAAAGUCAUACGGAGAGCCGACUGUUAUCGUGAACAAUGCUGCUGUUUUUCACCAUGGUACAAUUCUUGAAAUGCCAGAGGAUAAAUUACGUCAAACAUUCGAUGUCAACAUCAUCUCUCAUUUCCUCGUCAUGAAGGAAUUCCUUCCGUUUAUGAUCCGUAUGAACCAUGGCCAUGUUGUUACAGUAGCAAGCGUCGCAAGCUUUGUUACUAUAGGCGAGAUGGUGGACUAUGCUUGUUCUAAAGCUAGCGCUCUUGCUUUCCAAGAAGGCCUUCGGCAAGAGUUGAAAUAUUGGUACAAGGCUCCCAAUGUGCGGACGAGUACCGUUCACCCCAUGUGGGUUCAGACUCCCAUGAUCGAAGGCUUCACCAAAUAUGAAGCUGAUUUCCGUCAACCGCUCCUGGAUCCAAAGGACGUCUCCCAGGCAGUGGUCAAACAUAUUGUUACUCGGAAAAGUGGGCAAACCAUUGUUCCUAGACAUUGCUCGAUGAUUGGGUCGCUCAGGGCUUCGCCACUGUGGCUACAAGAGGCAGCUCGUUCAUACAUGUCGAGAAUUAUCCUGCGAGUGAGUAUUAAGCGGGCCGCUAAUGAAACUCCAGGCUCGGGUGUUCCUUAA
Molecule: messenger RNA, 951 nt
Organism: Penicillium expansum
Lineage: Eukaryota; Fungi; Ascomycota; Eurotiomycetes; Eurotiales; Aspergillaceae
Product: Short-chain dehydrogenase/reductase SDR
Exons: 2
Coding region: 1-951 (316 amino acids)
Molecular function (GO): oxidoreductase activity, acting on the CH-OH group of donors, NAD or NADP as acceptor
Source: RefSeq, a predicted model, not a curated record